AUGAUGGUUCUUCAGAUAGGUUCUCGAGUUGCCUUUUUUGUGUUAUAAAGUAUCUGUUUUUGAUGAACUGGUUCAUGUAAGGAAUACGACUCUUGGUAUAUUAGGUUCUGCAGAAAUGGACGACACGGAGGAUGAUGCGAGGUAUCCUCCAAACUCUUACCCUGUAAAUUACCAUCAAAAUUCCAGUUCAUCGCAUCGUCCAAAGCUUCCGGUUCGCAACUCCUCUUAUGCGCAACCUGUUGAUAAUGAAUAUGGUGACGAAGAUGAUGAAGAAGAGGAACAAGAAGAAGAAGAGGAAGAACAAGAAGAACAACAAGAGGAAGAAGAGGAAGAAGAGGAAGAAGAAGAGGAAGAAGAGGAAGACGAAGAAAAUGGUGCCCAGCGAGUUGUAGGAGAAGCUGAGAUCGAUGAAGACGAAGAAGAUGAUGAUGAGCGAAACAAUUAUCACCGAAGGAUUGAAUUACAUGGGGAGGAUUCUGAAAGGCAUAGAAAGAAACGGAAGCUCAAGAAUCUAGCUUUAGGUUAUGAGUUUGCCCCACGGGUAGCAGCGCCUUCUGCUGCUCCUGCAGCUCCUCCCAUGAAACAAUCUUUUGGUGCCCGGAAUUCUCCAGCUGAUUGGACAGAACAUGGGACUUUUGUUUUAUUGGAUGCCUGGGGUGAUCGAUUUCUUCAGCUUGGGAGAAAGAGUCUUCGUUCUGAUGAAUGGCAUGAAGUUGCCAAUAAGGUCUCAGAAGAGUCAAAUAUUGUUAGGACAGAUACUCAGUGUCGCAAUCGUCUGGAUACAUUAAAGAAGAAAUACAAGAAGGAGAAGAUGAGAUUAGCAGAAACUGGCGGUACCACCAGUAAAUGGGUUUAUUUCAAGAAAAUGGAUAUGCUAAUGACAGCAUCACCACGGCAACCUGGGCUCUCUUGUGGUUUGGAUUCAGGAGAGUAUGUGUUCAUGAAUCCUAGGGUUUAUUUAAAUCGGUCUAAUGGUUUGGAUGAGAUGAGGGACAGUCCCGGGAACUCGGAAUCUGCAAACGGUGAUGAGGAUGACUCGGAUGGACUUCCACCUAAGAGGACAAGAUUUAAAGAGGAUGGCGAUGAUGGGUCUUCUUUUAGGUUGCUUGCCAAUUCCAUUCAGAAGUUUGGUGAGAUAUAUGAGAAGAUUGAGAACAGUAAGAGGCAACAAAUGCUAGAAUUGGAGAAAAUGCGUGUGGAUUUCCAUAGAGAUUUAGAAUUGCAGAAGAGGCAGAUUCUGGAGCGGGCACAGGCUGAGAUUGCAAAAAUCCACCAAGGGGACGAUGAAGACACUGAUGUUUCUGCCGAGAACAGUGAAUGAUAAGAAAUUCUUUGGCCUCAACAGCACCAGAAAUUGGUCGGAAUCUUUACCUGAAGAAUGCUGUUGGGCGGGGGGGGGUUGUUGGCUCUAAUGCAGACAAUGCAACAGGAGCUGUGGAGCUGCUUGGGCAGCUUCAGGUCUAACAAAGUCGGCCAUGAAGCCUUGUACUAGUAGUCUAAUAAUGUGCUUUGAAUGCAAGUCCUUAAACCCACAAAGGCUCGUUCUCACUCUUUAUACUUGUAUUCUUUUCCCUUUGAUAUAUAUAUCUAUGUGAUUUCUCCCUUGGUUCU
Messenger RNA from Telopea speciosissima, 1611 nucleotides. Its product is annotated as trihelix transcription factor ASIL2-like. Bases 116 to 1321 code for a protein of 401 amino acids. Gene Ontology annotation, cellular component: nucleus. The transcript is spliced from 3 exons. Lineage: Eukaryota; Viridiplantae; Streptophyta; Magnoliopsida; Proteales; Proteaceae. The record is from RefSeq and is a predicted model, not a curated record. Gene Ontology annotation, molecular function: transcription cis-regulatory region binding.